Messenger RNA from Humulus lupulus (European hop), 920 nucleotides. RefSeq lists its product as uncharacterized. Bases 351 to 869 code for a protein of 172 amino acids. The transcript has 2 exons. The record is from RefSeq and is a predicted model, not a curated record. Lineage: Eukaryota; Viridiplantae; Streptophyta; Magnoliopsida; Rosales; Cannabaceae.
GAAAGAACUAUAGACAUAGACACUUCAAAAAUCAUUAUGCUGGACCAGAAGAUUUGGAGAAUGUCCUCUCUAAGCCACCUAACCAUUGCACUAAGGAGGCUUGGCAGCUUAUUUGUGAAAUGUUUUUGAGCGAAAGAUUUUUGGCUCGUUCCGCUAAAAAUCAAGCAAACAGAAGACAAAUGAAGUAUGUGACAACACAAGGCACAAAGUCGUUGGCAGCUAAGCGUCACGAAUAUGUAAGUGAAGAUGUUAAUUUAAUUUUAUAAAAUAACACAUUCUGAAACAUUUUGUUUACAUUUGUAUAGGAGAACCCGCAUGCGCAUGUUGUUGAUACUUGGAGGGAUGCUCAUAUGAGAAAAUCGACAAAAUCUUUUGUCAAUGAGGCAGCUCAACAAGAUUAUGAAAAAAUGGCGGCUGAGGUUGAGAGGUCACAGAAUGAGAGGCAAAGUCAACAGCAGAGUGAGGCAUCUCUAAAUGUAUCUGGUGUUGAUUCGUCCCCGGUCGAUCAAUACGAGAUACUAAGUAAAGUACUCGGGGAGAGAUUUGACUACCAAAGAGGAGUGGGUUAUAGGGCGAAAGGGAAGGAAAAAAGGACAUCCUCUAGCUCUACAGAUCAAAUUCAGUCCCAAGCAAAUACUGCUGCUUCGCCUGAUGAAGAUAUGAGAGUUAUGGCUUUGCUGGUGAAGGAAAUUCGUGAGACGUUUGAGACUUCGACAACUGUGCAUCCCAGUAAACUGCAUAACCCAAUGUUUGACAGUUUUCUGCAGAGGCAUUUUCCACCACAAUCCGAAGGUGCUUCGUCUUCUCAGUCUCCGUCACAGCAGUAUCAGCCUCCGUCACAGCAGUAUCAGCCUCCUUCACAUCAGUAGUAUCAGCCUCCUUCACAGCAGCAGUUCCAGCCUCCUUCAUAGUAUCCGCCG